Messenger RNA from Letharia columbiana, 168 nucleotides. RefSeq lists its product as uncharacterized. The record is from RefSeq and is a predicted model, not a curated record. NCBI's taxonomy places the organism in Eukaryota, Fungi, Ascomycota, Lecanoromycetes, Lecanorales, Parmeliaceae. The transcript has 2 exons. The coding region runs from base 1 to 168 and encodes 55 amino acids.
AUGAGAUCUUUCGUCUAUUUGCAAAUGGAUACACCUCCGGGCUUAGGGAAACGACAGGAUCUCGCAAACCAGGCAACCUACAGUAGUCGGAUCCGUCCUUCUGCGUUGUUCUUACCUGCGCAACCUAUGAAUAUUGGGCGCAGGAGGGGAAAAGUUCUAUGCAGCUAA